CCCCUCAUGAAAAUGUUAUGGUGGUGAAUUUGGGUAGGAGAGAGAGAGAGAGAGAGAGAGAGAUGUUUCGCCGGAGGUUCUUUUCCCUGCUCGGCUCAAUAGAAGAGGGCUCCUGUUUUGACUGCUAUGGCUUAAAAGAGCUCACCGGUCCCCGGCAGGGCUCUGCAGAUAAGUAAAAGCAUCAGAAACGGAGCAGGUGAAUCCUCUGCCCUGGCUUGCAGUCUCUUUCUACAAAAAUCGGUGCUAAUUAGGGUUUGCGGAAGGCGUCCUUCCCUCUCCGUAGUUAUAUAUGAAUAUACAAUUACAUCGCAGCGUUCCCAGGUUGGAGAAUAAAGGUAUUGUCUUCCGGUUAUUCAUACUCUGAAUCUGUCUUCUCAACACUCUUGUUGGCUGGGCUAAGACUAUGGCUCCUAAAGAUAUAAUGACUAAUUCACAUGCCAAGUCCAUUCUUAAUGCGAUGAACUCUUUGCGAAAGAGUAACACACUAUGUGAUGUGACCCUGCGUGUGGAACAAAAAGACUUUCCAGCUCAUCGUAUUGUAUUAGCUGCUUGCAGUGACUACUUCUGUGCUAUGUUCACAAGUGAGCUUUCAGAGAAAGAUAAACCCUAUGUGGAUAUCCAAGGGCUAACAGCCUCAACUAUGGAAAUACUGCUGGAUUUUGUAUAUACAGAGACUGUCCAUGUGACGGUAGAAAAUGUUCAGGAGUUACUCCCUGCAGCCUGUCUACUUCAGCUGAAAGGAGUAAAGCAGGCUUGCUGUGAAUUUCUGGAAAGCCAGUUGGAUCCUUCUAAUUGUUUGGGUAUUCGUGAUUUUGCUGAAACGCAUAAUUGUGUUGAUUUAAUGCUGGCAGCAGAGGUUUUUAGUCAGAAGCAUUUUCCAGAUGUAGUACAACAUGAAGAGUUUAUCCUCCUCAGUCAAGAAGAAGUGGAAAAACUCAUAAAGUGCGAUGAAAUUCAGGUUGCUUCUGAAGAGCCUGUCUUUGAAGCAGUUAUUAAUUGGGUGAAGCACUCAAAAAAGGAACGGGAAGCCUCUUUACCAGAGCUUUUGCAAUACGUGCGCAUGCCACUUCUAACCCCACGCUAUAUCACCGAUGUCAUAGAUACUGAGCCUUUUAUCCGAUGUAGUUUACAGUGCAGAGACCUUGUAGAUGAAGCUAAAAAGUUUCAUUUAAGACCUGAACUCCGGAGCCAAAUGCAGGGCCCCAGAACCCGAGCACGUCUAGGUGCCAAUGAAGUUCUCUUAGUGAUUGGGGGGUUUGGAAGUCAACAGUCUCCCAUUGAUGUGGUGGAGAAAUAUGACCCCAAAACACAAGAAUGGAGCUUCCUACCAAGCAUCAGCCGCAAAAGACGCUAUGUUGCUACAGUUUCCUUGCAUGACCGGAUAUAUGUAAUAGGUGGCUAUGAUGGUCGUUCACGUCUGAGUUCUGUGGAAUGCUUAGAUUAUACAUCUGAUGAAGAUAGCAUUUGGUAUUCUGUGGCGCCAAUGAAUGUUCGACGGGGUCUAGCAGGGGCCACAUCUCUAGGAGAUAUGAUCUAUGUUUCUGGAGGUUUUGAUGGAAGCAGACGCCAUACCAGUAUGGAAAGAUAUGAUCCAAAUAUUGAUCAGUGGAGUAUGUUGGGAGAUAUGCAGACAGCUCGUGAAGGUGCAGGAUUGGUUGUGGCGAAUAAUAUUAUCUACUGCCUUGGUAUGUAAACCCCCUCCUAUUUGGAUGUCCUAGUAUUAAAAGUGUUCAUCAAACAUCAAGCAUUAAACAAAAUCUACCAUCCACAGAUUUUAUGUUAUAUAUAUAUAUAUAUUGUAUAUAUUUCAAGUAUGAAAAUAUUUUUACCUGGAAUACCUUUAGUACAAGAUUCCAGUAUCUCAAAAUUGUAACUGUAAAUGGAGUACUACUAGAUAGAGCUUAAGAAUUGUCAGAUUGCAUCAAUUCUUUAAUAUUUGUGCAUUUAAGAGAUACGGUGGUACCUUGGUACUCAUUGUUAAUUGGUUCCAGGACAAAAAUACCGAGACAAAUUUUUCACAUCAAAAUGUUUUGAAUACCAAAUAUGAUGAGUUUAAAGCAGUUGAGUACUAAGGCACUCUGUAUAAGAAAAAACUGCUCUAAACUAUUGUAUAGUUAAAAAUUUAUCACCAUUGUAACAUAAUUUCAUCUAGAAAAAAGAGAUGUUCUAAGAAGUUUAUUGUAACAAACUAAAGUCUAGUUGAAUUGGGUUUUAUGAAAUUAAAAUGAUUCUCCAUCUUUUUGGAACACUAAAGCUAAUAUAUUCUG
Thamnophis sirtalis is the source of this 2267-nucleotide messenger RNA. The record is from RefSeq and is a predicted model, not a curated record. Lineage: Eukaryota; Metazoa; Chordata; Lepidosauria; Squamata; Natricidae.